Fusarium pseudograminearum CS3096 is the source of this 561-nucleotide messenger RNA. RefSeq lists its product as uncharacterized. The transcript is spliced from 3 exons. Gene Ontology annotation, biological process: protein folding in endoplasmic reticulum. Lineage: Eukaryota; Fungi; Ascomycota; Sordariomycetes; Hypocreales; Nectriaceae. The coding region runs from base 1 to 561 and encodes 186 amino acids. Gene Ontology annotation, cellular component: EMC complex. The record is from RefSeq and is a predicted model, not a curated record.
AUGGCCGCCUCCCACAACUCCCCCCUUUGGGUUUCCCAACUCGAGCACGCCCCCGCAGCCAAGGCUAAACAGUCUGGCAUUCAGGAUCCCCCAGGCUACAGCUCCGGAACAGCCGUCACCAACUCCAAGAAGAACAAGGAUGCCGCCAAAGUCCAGCCACGAAAGCCCCCGACUGUCGAAGAGAUGGAUACCCUAAAGCUCAAGAAGGCUUGGGAAGUCGCACUGGCUCCCGUUAAGGGUCUGCCCAUGACCGCCAUCAUGAUGUACAUGUCGGGCAACUCACUCCAGAUCUUCAGUAUCAUGAUGGUUUUCAUGGCUUUCAAGAACCCUCUGAUGGGUCUCAUGAACACGAACCAGGCAUUUGAACGUUUUCAGUCAUCUCAGUCUCUUUCAUCCCAGCUGCUGCAGGUCAAAUUUGUGUACAUCGUCUGCCAGCUUGUUGCACUGGGCGUGGGAAUUUGGAAGAUCAAUGCCAUGGGCUUGCUACCAACAACACGAUCCGACUGGCUUAUGUGGGAGGUGCAGAGAGAACCUUUGGAACAUGCUGUUGCAGCUCUAUAA